GCACCCGCAGCCUGGGCGGUCCGCAGGAAUGGCGGGUUCCCGACGGCUGGCGCUGGCGCUGGCCUCUGCCGUCCUGGUAUUCUCAGGUGUCGCUUUUACAGUAUUCAGGGAGAGCACAGUAGCAACGGGAUCCCCAAGUCCAGACACAACAUCUGACGCCUCAUCCUCAAGUACAGAGCCAACAUCUACCCCCUCCACCUCAAGUCCAGACUCCAGCUCCACAAGUCCAGAGACAAUGCCUGCCACCUCCACCUCAAGUCCAGAGCCAAUGUCUACCACCUCAUCCUCAAGUCCAGAGCCAAUGUCUACCACCUCAUCCUCAAGUCCAGAGCCACCGCCUGCCACCUCCACCCCAAGUCCAGAGUCAACAUCUACCCCCUCCACCCCAAGUCCAGAGCCAACGUCUGCCACCUCACCCCCCACUCCAGACUCCAGUUCCACAAGUGCAAACCCAGACUCUGUCUCCCCGGAGCCAGAAACAGCCUCUCUCCCCAGCUCUGGCUCUCCAGGUUCUGAGCUGAGCACUGCGUCAGGUUCUGAGCUGAGCACUGCGUUGGGUCCUGGCCAGGGCAGCCUGUGGAUCCCCACAUCACACAGGAACCCGGGCGUGGUGAUUGCCGUGUGUCUGCUUGUGUCUGUCUUGCUCAUUGGCUCUGUGUUCACUGCCGUCAGACGCUGUAAUCGAGAUGCGCCAGCUUUUCAUAAUCUGGAUACCGUAUCCAUGGGCAGUGUGAGCCAGAGGCUGCCGUUUGCAGACCGCCUACAGUCCUGACUCGCAGAGGCCGAGAGAUGCGUGGGGGGGGUAACACCUGGGAAAACCAGUGGCUGGAAAAGUCCCACCGUGCUGACCUGGGACAAGCCUGCGGCAGGAGGAUGGCUUGAGCCCAGGAGUUUCAGGCCACUUUGGCCCCCACAUCUAGUACUCAACUCAAAAAGUCAAGUCAACCCAGGGGUGAUGGAGGAUGCCUGUCAUCCCAGAACUUGGGAGGUAAAGACAGGAGGGCCCGGUGUUCAAGCCCACCCUGGGCUACAUA
Messenger RNA from Peromyscus leucopus (white-footed mouse), 1034 nucleotides. Its product is annotated as cell wall protein DAN4-like. The record is from RefSeq and is a predicted model, not a curated record. Bases 29 to 772 code for a protein of 247 amino acids. The transcript is spliced from 4 exons. Lineage: Eukaryota; Metazoa; Chordata; Mammalia; Rodentia; Cricetidae.